Messenger RNA from Schistocerca americana (American grasshopper), 611 nucleotides. RefSeq lists its product as uncharacterized. The coding region runs from base 71 to 493 and encodes 140 amino acids. The transcript has 3 exons. Lineage: Eukaryota; Metazoa; Arthropoda; Insecta; Orthoptera; Acrididae. The record is from RefSeq and is a predicted model, not a curated record.
ACACGCAGUCGACCGACCGCAGAAUCCCACACCCACGUCGCUGUAGUCCGCAGGCACGUCGUUCAUCAAAAUGCUGAAGCUGGUGCUGGUGAUUUUAGCUGUGUCGGGCGCCGCCUUGGCCGCCUCUGUCGAUGACAGCAGCGUCCAGAGGUCAAAGAAAGCGGUCGACCCUCUGGUCACAGGGGCGGCCUACAACCCGUACUACGCUGCCAUUGCGGACCGCUACGCCACCCCCGGCCUGGGCUACACAGGGGCCUACCCCUAUUCAGCAGCCUACAACACCCUGGCUGACGGCUAUCCCUACCGUGCGGCAUCUUACCCUUACACAGCUAAAACGUAUCCCUACACUGCUGGAACUUACCCCUACACAGCUGGGACAUACCCCUACACAGCUGGGACCUACCCCUACAGUGCAGGGCUAAGAGGUUACCCGUACACUGCUGGAGUUUACCCAUAUACUGCUGCAGCUGGAGUUCUCCCCUAUGCUGGAUAAGGAAGCCUUUUUGAACAACGUUCUGCAUAUUCAAUCAAUGCUCUGUACAACUAUUACCAAUAUCCUUUAGUGUAACAUUUCAUACUUGAUUAGCCAAAUAAAAAUAACUGUGGAGAAA